AUGGCCUCUGAAACCACCAGCGCGGCGAACGCCUCGGGCGCUUCGAGCGCGUCAUCUCCCGUCGCCAUUGUCUGCGUCGGCAUGGCAGGUUCUGGCAAGACGACGUUUAUGCAGCGCAUCAACGCGUAUCUCCACGAAAAAGAAACGCCACCCUACGUCAUGAAUCUCGACCCCGCCGUCAUGUCGGUGCCAUUCGAGUCCAACAUUGACAUUCGCGACUCGGUCAACUACGAGGAGGUCAUGAAGCAGUACAACCUCGGUCCCAACGGCGGCAUCCUGACGUCGCUCAACCUCUUCGCCACCAAGGUCGAUCAGGUCGUCAACCUGCUCGAGAAGCGCACCAAGCCGGACCCCGAGAACCCGCAGAAGAAGCCGAUCCGGAACAUCCUCGUCGACACGCCCGGCCAGAUCGAGGUGUUUGUGUGGUCGGCCUCGGGCACGAUCCUCCUCGAGUCCCUCGCUUCGUCGUUCCCGACCGUCAUCGCCUACGUCAUCGACACGCCGCGCACCUCGUCGACGUCGACUUUUAUGAGCAACAUGCUGUACGCGUGCUCGAUCCUCUACAAGACGAAGCUGCCGAUGAUCCUCGUCUUCAACAAGACCGACGUCAAGGACGCCGAGUUCGCGCGCGAGUGGAUGACCGACUUCGAGGCCUUCCAGGAGGCGCUCCGCCGGGACGAGGAGUCGGACGCGCUCGGCGGCGGGCCCGAGGGCGUCGGCGGCCACGGCGGCAGCGGCUACAUGGGCAGCCUGCUCAACUCGAUGAGCCUCGUGCUCGAGGAGUUUUACGCCCACCUGAGCAUGGUCGGCGUGAGCGCGCGCGCGGGCACCGGCGUCGACGACUUCUUCGCCGCCGUCGAGGAGAAGCGGCUGGAGUUCCUGCGCGACUACCAGCCGGAGCUGGAGCGCCGCCGGGCGGAGCGCGACAGCGAGAAGAAGAAGGCGCGCGACCGCGAGCUCGACAGGAUGAUGCAGGACAUGGCCGUGGGAGGAGGAGGAGACGGCGCGGGCGCGGCGGACGAGGAUGUGGACGUGGAGAGCAGCGGCGACGACGAGGACUCGGGCGACGAGGCGACCAAGAAGAGCCUGCAGGAGCGCUACCAGGCGGCUCUGGGCGACAACGAGGACUCGGUGCUUGCAGACGCCAGCUUCGCAAAGUAUCUGCACACGCAGAGGUAG
Cordyceps fumosorosea ARSEF 2679 is the source of this 1179-nucleotide messenger RNA. RefSeq names its product ATP binding protein. Bases 1 to 1179 code for a protein of 392 amino acids. The transcript is spliced from 2 exons. Gene Ontology annotation, molecular function: GTPase activity. The record is from RefSeq and is a predicted model, not a curated record. Lineage: Eukaryota; Fungi; Ascomycota; Sordariomycetes; Hypocreales; Cordycipitaceae.